Equus quagga is the source of this 2792-nucleotide messenger RNA. It is a transcript of the gene ZFP2, whose product is annotated as ZFP2 zinc finger protein. NCBI's taxonomy places the organism in Eukaryota, Metazoa, Chordata, Mammalia, Perissodactyla, Equidae. The transcript has 6 exons. Gene Ontology annotation, molecular function: RNA polymerase II cis-regulatory region sequence-specific DNA binding; DNA-binding transcription factor activity. The coding region runs from base 646 to 2025 and encodes 459 amino acids. Gene Ontology annotation, biological process: regulation of transcription by RNA polymerase II. The record is from RefSeq and is a predicted model, not a curated record.
UGGAGGAGGACCGGCUCCCGCGGGCGCUGGAGGAGGACCGGCUCCGGGGGGGAUGGAGAAGGAGGGCUCCCGCGCGCGGCCGGCUGACCUCGAAGAGAGGCGACUGGAAAUUCGGAGGAGCCUCAUUUCUCAUGGGUUCCUUCUUUCCUGCAGCUCUGCCUCCUCUGGAUACUGCCCAUCCCCCAGGAAGGAUCCCACUAGAAGGAAGGAGAAGGCAGUGGCUGCUGGACCUCUGCCCUCAGGAGCUCAGUAAAAAAGAAGAAAUAUACAAUUCUGAUUUGAAUGCCAUUAAUCUUUAUGUCAGUUUGAGGAAGACUACCAUCCUUACAAUAUUUAUUCUUCCUAUUUCAGGAGUCAGUGAUGUUCCAAGAUGCGUCUGUGUGUUUCACCUGGGAGCAGUGGAUUCCUCUCGACCCUGCUCAGAGGAGCCUGUGUGGGAAGUGACGCUGGAGAGCUCCAGGGACCUGGCUUUGCUGGGGCGUCAGCUUUCCAAACCAGAUGUGAUUUCCCAGCUGGAACGAGAAGAAGUGAGCCUGAUCACUAAAGAAUUUCCAGGGUGUGUCUCUCCAGACUGGGAGACAACACUUGAAACCAAAGAGUCAACUGCAGAACCAACGUUACUGAAGAUUUAUCCUAUGGGUAAUAAUGGAAAGGGAAGGUCUCUGGCAUUCUUCCUUAGGGGAAAAUUGGUUAGAGGGGCAACAGAAAAACCAGGAUAGACAUCUGGGCCAAGUGGCAGUUCCCCAUAAGGAAACCCCCACUGAGAGAAGGGUCUGUAGAGGUAAUGAAUUUGAAAGAUAUUCCAGUCAGGGUUCAGUCCUUGAUACACAACAAAGUAUUCCUAGGGGAGAAAGGCCCCAUAAUCAGAAUUCACAUGGAAAAGACACUAAACAAAAUUCUGAAUUAAUUAAAACUCAAAGAAUGUUUGUAGGAAAGAAAAUCUAUGAAUGUAAUCAAUGUGGAAAAACCUUCAGUCAGAGCUCAUCCCUUCUUAAGCACCAGAGGAUUCAUACUGGGGAGAAACCCUAUAAGUGUGAUAUAUGUGGGAAGCACUUCAUUGAACGCUCCUCCCUUACUGUACACCAAAGAAUUCACACUGGAGAGAAACCCUACAGAUGUAAUGAAUGUGGGAAAACCUUCAGUCAGAGCAUGAACCUAACUGUUCAUCAAAGAACUCAUACUGGAGAGAAACCCUAUCAGUGUAAAGAAUGUGGAAAAUCUUUCCGCAAGAAUUCAUCCCUUAUUCAACAUGAAAGGAUUCAUACUGGAGAGAAACCCUACAAAUGUAAUGAAUGUGGGAAAGCUUUUACCCAAAGCAUGAAUCUCACAGUACAUCAAAGAACUCACACAGGAGAAAAACCCUAUGAAUGUAAUGAAUGUGGAAAAGCCUUCAGUCAGAGUAUGCAUCUUAUUGUCCAUCAGAGAAGUCACACUGGAGAAAAACCCUAUGAGUGUGGUGAAUGUGGAAAAGCCUUUAGUAAGAGCUCAACUCUUACCCUGCAUCAGCGAAAUCACACUGGAGAAAAGCCGUACAAAUGUAACAAAUGUGCAAAAUCCUUUAGCCAAAGUACAUAUCUAAUAGAACAUCAGAGACUUCAUUCUGGGGUAAAACCUUUUGAAUGUAAUCAGUGUGGGAAAGCUUUCAGUAAGAAUUCAUCUCUUACUCAACAUCGGAGGAUCCAUACUGGAGAGAAACCAUAUGAGUGUAUGGUAUGUGGAAAACAUUUCACUGGGCGAUCAUCCCUUACUGUACAUCAGGUUAUUCAUACUGGAGAGAAACCUUAUGAAUGCAAUGAAUGUGGAAAGGCCUUCAGCCAGAGCGCAUACCUUAUUGAGCAUCAAAGAAUUCAUACUGGUGAGAAACCCUAUGAAUGUGAUCGAUGUGGAAAAGCCUUCAUUAAGAAUUCAUCUCUUAUAGUGCAUCAGAGAACUCAUACAGGAGAGAAACCCUAUCAGUGUAAUGAAUGUGGAAAAGCCUUCAGUCGGAGUACAAACCUUACACGACAUCAGAGAACUCAUACGUGAGGAAAGUUUUCAUUGGACCCAUGAUUAACUCUUCAGUGAUAAUCAGAUAAAUCAUGCAAUGCAGAAACCUACUAAAUGUAAUGGUGUAGAAAUCUUUCAGUUCAAGUAUACCUUCCAGAUACUACAGACCAUCGCAGAGAAACCAUAUCAAAGUGGAGAAAUCUUGAUUCUGAAAGUGAAACUCACUUUAUAUCAGAAAGUUUAAGUAGCUAAUGUUCUAAACGAGGAGGAUUCCCACUGAAGAUAAGCUCCGUUGUAGCAUGCUGCAGAUUCUCCUUUGGACGUCAGAGACUUCACACUGGAGAGCAUGUGAGGGUGCUCAGCUGGACAGCCCAAAGACCUGGUACGUAGUCCUGACCUGCCACUCACUUGCACAAGUCACCUUUCACCAGGUCACAGUUUCCUUUUCUGGUAAAUGAGAGAUUUGAGACUUAGAAGGUCUCCAGGAUCCAUUUUAGCUGUAACAUGCUACAGACCUAUAAAUGUAAUGAAUGCUAGGAGAUCUUUGAUCUUUUACCAUGUUAUAUACGUUAUCUAGAUGCUCCUGUUCCACAGUCUGGUUUCCCUGGAUGUUCUGAGACAAAAUUCUCUACCUCUGCCAAAUCCUAUUAUCCCCCCGUCCCUCCCCCUCCCCCUGCAUUGUUAUUUUCUCCCCUAAAUAUAGGCUGGUUGCUACCAGGUGAUGGAACAAUUGUACAGAUCUUAAUGCAAUAGCAUGGUGUUCUGAGUUCUCAAUUAAUAGUCAUUAAACUGUUUAAAUAAGCUAA